Lactuca saligna is the source of this 546-nucleotide messenger RNA. The record is from the annotation of a GenBank genome assembly. NCBI's taxonomy places the organism in Eukaryota, Viridiplantae, Streptophyta, Magnoliopsida, Asterales, Asteraceae.
AUGGCGUCUGCAGCAUCAGCAACAUUUCGCCUCACUCAGCCUUCUUCCUCGUCUUCUUCUUCUCCCAGACCAAAACCUCAUUUCACCCUCCCCUACAAACCUUACGUUUUUUCACCUAUUCCCAAAUACCCAAAACUCCAAAUCGCUUCGAAGUCCAUUGAUGUCUCCAAAGAAGACAAACCCAUCUUGGAUCCGCCAACAGAACCGGUAGAGACCACAGAAGAAUUCGAUAAACGCAGACUAGAAGAGAAAUUCGCAGUCCUAAACACCGGAAUUUACGAGUGCCGGUCGUGUGGAUACUUGUACAACGAAGCCGCCGGAGAUCCAUCUUACCCGAUCGCACCUGGUUUGCCGUUCGAUAAAUUGCCGGACGAUUGGAGGUGUCCGACAUGUGGCGCUGCGCAGACGUUCUUUCAGAGUAAGAGUGUGGAGAUUGCGGGGUUCGCUCAGAAUCAGCAGUUUGGUUUAGGGGGUAACACGCUCACCUCCGGCCAGAAGGCGAUUCUGAUCUACGAGGUGAAUGCAAAAUCUUUUGGAGGUGAAUGA